Aureobasidium vineae is the source of this 726-nucleotide messenger RNA. NCBI's taxonomy places the organism in Eukaryota, Fungi, Ascomycota, Dothideomycetes, Dothideales, Saccotheciaceae. The record is from the annotation of a GenBank genome assembly.
AUGUCGUCGUCGGUAAUUGUGCUGCCUGGUCAGGAGCUGUCGCCCGAUCAAUUACCUUCUCAAAACACAACUCGCACAUUGACUCUGGGUCCUGGUCUGCGACACAUUCCGCCUGUGACGAUUGUCGCAACUCAAGCCGGAGAGCUAUGCACCGACUCCAAGAAGAAUGCCAUCUGGAUCGAGAAUCUCGGAGGUCGCUACCUUCCUCAUGUCGGCGAUCUCGUUGUCGCCACUAUCCAACGCUCUGCUACCGACAUAUACCACUGCACCCUGACACCUAAUACUCCCACCGUCCUGCUUGGUCAACUUGCUUUCGAAGGCGCUACCAAGAAGACCAGACCUCAACUCAACCCCGGAGCUCUUGUAUACGCUCGCGUGUCUAAAGCCGACAAGUGGAGUGACGUCGAGAUUGAGUGUGUCAACCCUGCUACCGGAAAGUCUGACGGUCUCGGCCCGCUCAAGGCUGGCAUGCUCUUCGAUGUCUCGCCUGCAUUCGCUCGCCGCCUGAUGAUGGGCGCUGGAAAGGGCGGUGUGGUGCUGCUGGAAGAGAUUGGCGAGAAGGUCAGAUUCGAGGUGGCUGUUGGAAGAAACGGAAAGGUCUGGGUCGACAGCUCAACCAUCGCAGAGACUGUCGCUAUCGGAAGAUGCUUGACCGAGAUGGACGAGAAGGACCUGGACCUUCAGGCGCAGAAGAAGCUUGUCAACAAGAUGGUGAAGACUGUCUGA